GCUUUUUCUUUCUUUUUUUUUUUUUAAUAGGAAAGGGAAAAAAAACCCUUCGGAUCUGAUUUUUCGCUCCUCGUUCUUGCCUUUGGUUCUUACUGUGUUUGUGUGUUUUAACGGCGAGAAGAGGGAACUAAACCCUCCGGAUCCAUCCGAUACUGGGGUGGUUUUAAUUUUUAGUUUCUCUCAAAAAAUUUUUUUUAAACAACCACUCUUCACAAUGAACAAACUGUAUAUUGGAAACCUCAGCGAGAACGCUGUCCCCUCGGACCUGGAAAGUAUCUUCAAGGACGCCAAGAUCCCAGUGUCGGGACCCUUUCUGGUGAAGACUGGCUACGCGUUCGUGGACUGUCCGGACGAGAGCUGGGCCCUCAAGGCCAUCGAGGCGCUUUCAGGUAAAGUGGAACUGCACGGGAAACUCGUAGAAAUUGAACACUCGGUCCCCAAAAGGCAAAGGAUUCGGAAACUUCAGAUACGAAAUAUUCCGCCUCACUUACAGUGGGAGGUGCUGGAUAGUUUACUAGUCCAGUAUGGAGUGGUGGAAAGCUGUGAGCAAGUGAACACUGACUCGGAAACUGCAGUUGUAAAUGUAACGUAUUCCAGUAAGGACCAAGCUAGACAAGCUUUAGAGAAACUGAAUGGCUUCCAGUUGGAGAAUUUCACACUGAAAGUGGCCUACAUCCCUGAUGAAACGGCUGCCCAGCAGAGCCCUUCGCAGCAGCCCCGCGGGCGCCGCGGGCUUGGGCAGAGGGGCUCAUCAGGCCAGGGUUCUCCAGGAUCGGCGUCCAAGCAGAAGCCAUGUGACUUGCCUCUUCGCUUGCUGGUUCCCACCCAGUUCGUUGGAGCCAUUAUAGGGAAAGAAGGUGCUACCAUUCGGAACAUUACCAAACAGACGCAGUCGAAAAUUGAUGUCCAUCGGAAGGAGAAUGCAGGUGCUGCUGAGAAGUCAAUUACUAUCCUUUCCACCCCCGAGGGCACCUCUGCAGCUUGUAAAUCUAUUCUGGAGAUUAUGCAUAAGGAAGCUCAAGAUAUAAAAUUCACGGAGGAGAUUCCCUUGAAGAUUUUAGCCCAUAAUAACUUUGUAGGCCGUCUUAUUGGUAAGGAAGGAAGAAACCUUAAGAAAAUUGAGCAAGACACAGACACUAAAAUCACAAUAUCUCCAUUGCAGGAAUUGACGCUGUAUAAUCCGGAACGCACGAUUACAGUUAAAGGCAGUGUUGAAACAUGUGCCAGAGCUGAGGAAGAGAUAAUGAAGAAAAUCAGGGAGUCUUAUGAAAAUGAUAUUGCUUCUAUGAAUCUUCAAGCACAUUUAAUACCUGGAUUAAAUUUGAAUGCCUUGGGUCUGUUCCCACCCACUUCAGGGAUGCCACCUCCCACCUCAGGGCCCCCUUCAGCUAUGACUGCUCCUUACCCACAGUUUGAGCAAUCAGAAACAGAGACUGUCCAUCUGUUUAUCCCAGCACUGUCUGUUGGCGCUAUCAUUGGCAAGCAGGGACAGCACAUCAAACAGCUUUCUCGCUUUGCUGGAGCUUCUAUUAAGAUCGCUCCAGCUGAAGCACCAGAUGCUAAAGUGAGGAUGGUGAUUAUCACGGGGCCACCAGAGGCUCAGUUCAAGGCUCAGGGAAGAAUUUAUGGAAAAAUUAAAGAAGAAAACUUUGUUAGCCCUAAAGAAGAGGUGAAACUUGAAGCUCACAUCAGAGUGCCAUCCUUUGCUGCUGGCAGAGUUAUUGGAAAAGGAGGCAAAACGGUGAAUGAGCUCCAGAAUUUGUCAAGUGCAGAAGUUGUUGUCCCUCGUGACCAGACACCUGAUGAGAAUGACCAAGUGAUUGUCAAAAUAACUGGUCACUUUUACGCGUGCCAGGUUGCCCAGAGGAAAAUUCAGGAAAUUCUGACUCAGGUGAGGCAGCACCAGCAGCACAAAGGUGUGCAGGGCGGACCCCCUCAGCCACGGCGCAAGUGAGGCUCGGCAGCCACAGGGGCCGCCGCCAGACCAAA
This is a messenger RNA of Manis javanica (Malayan pangolin), 1989 nucleotides long. It is a transcript of the gene IGF2BP3, whose product is annotated as insulin like growth factor 2 mRNA binding protein 3. The record is from RefSeq and is a predicted model, not a curated record. Gene Ontology annotation, molecular function: RNA binding. NCBI's taxonomy places the organism in Eukaryota, Metazoa, Chordata, Mammalia, Pholidota, Manidae.